Phodopus roborovskii (desert hamster) is the source of this 1814-nucleotide messenger RNA. It is a transcript of the gene Suox, whose product is annotated as sulfite oxidase. Gene Ontology annotation, molecular function: molybdenum ion binding; heme binding; oxidoreductase activity. The record is from RefSeq and is a predicted model, not a curated record. Gene Ontology annotation, cellular component: mitochondrion. NCBI's taxonomy places the organism in Eukaryota, Metazoa, Chordata, Mammalia, Rodentia, Cricetidae. The transcript is spliced from 2 exons. The annotation marks the transcript as partial.
AGAAGAUCUCUUUCUUCCAGAGUCAAGUCAACCCCCUCGAGGCUCUGCAUCCCGGCAUACUCCACAAAUGAUUCAUUUAAACCGCAGUACCCCAGCCUCACCUUUGCUGAUGACAACUCAAGGACUCAGGGAUGGAAGGUCAUGGGGACCCUGCUGGGCCUUGGUGCAGUGCUAGCCUAUCAUGACCAUCGUUGCAGGGCUGCUCAGGAGUCGCCAAGGAUAUACAGCAAAGAGGAUGUGAGGGCCCACAACAGCCCUGAAACUGGAGUCUGGGUAACUCUAGGCUCUGAGGUCUUUGAUGUCACAAAAUUUGUGGAACUGCAUCCAGGAGGACCAUCAAAACUGAUUCUAGCAGCUGGAGGCCCCCUAGAACCCUUCUGGGCCCUCUAUGCUGUUCACAACCAGCCUCAUGUACGUGAGUUACUGGCUGAGUAUAAGAUCGGGGAACUGAACCCUGAAGAUAAUGUGUCUCCCACUUUGGAGGCCUCUGACCCUUAUGCUGAUGAUCCUAUCCGUCAUCCAGCUCUGAGGAUUAAUAGCCAGCGUCCCUUUAAUGCGGAACCUCCCCCUGAACUGCUAACAGAAAACUACAUCACACCAAACCCUAUUUUCUUCACCCGGAACCAUCUGCCUGUACCUAACCUUGACCCAGAAACCUAUCGCUUGCAUAUAGUAGGGGCACCUGGAGGUCAGUCGCUGUCCCUGUCCUUGGAUGAUUUGUGUAAGUUUCCCAAACAUGAGGUCACUGUCACUCUACAGUGUGCUGGCAACCGUCGCUCUGAGAUGAGUAAGGUCAAGGAAGUGAAAGGUCUGGAGUGGCGGACAGGAGCCAUCAGCACGGCCCGCUGGGCUGGGGCACGACUCUGUGAUGUGUUAGCCGAGGCUGGACACCAGCUGGGUAAAACUGAGGCUCAUGUCUGUUUCGAGGGGCUGGACUCAGACCCCACUGGGGCUGCCUAUGGGGCAUCGAUCCCUCUGGCUCGGGCCAUGGAUCCUGAAGCCGAGGUCCUCCUGGCGUAUGAAAUGAAUGGUCAGCCUCUGCCUCGGGACCACGGUUUCCCAGUGCGGGUGGUGGUCCCCGGUGUGGUAGGUGCCCGCCAUGUCAAAUGGCUGGGCAGAGUGAGUGUGGAGUCAGAGGAGAGCCCCAGUCACUGGCAGAGACGGGACUACAAAGGCUUCUCCCCGUCUGUGGACUGGGACACGGUAGACUUCGAUCUAGCUCCAUCAAUUCAGGAACUGCCUGUCCAGUCAGCUAUCACAGCACCUCACGAUGGGGCAACCGUAGAGUCAGGAGAGGUGACCAUCAAGGGCUACGCAUGGAGCGGAGGUGGCAGGGCUGUGAUUCGAGUGGAUGUAUCUAUAGAUGGUGGACUAACCUGGCAGGAAGCUGAGCUACAGGGAGAGGAACAAUGUCCCAGGAAGGCCUGGGCUUGGCGACUAUGGCAGUUGAAAGCUCAGGUGCCCGAUAAGCUAAAGGAAUUGAACAUCGUCUGUAAAGCCGUGGACAACAGUUACAACGUGCAGCCAGACACCGUAGCCCCCAUCUGGAACCUGCGCGGCGUUCUCAGCAACGCCUGGCACCGUGUCCAUGUUCAAGUAGUGCCAUGAAAACAUGGAACUGAGCCAAGCCGUGCGUCCCCAAGGACCACCUAAGUUCCUCUCCAUCCCGCCCUUAGUCCUCAUUGCCGUAGAAAAGCAUUUCCUUCCUCUUCUUGGGUCAUACCCCUCUCUUUACUGUGUCUUAAGAUGUGCUGAGCGAGCACGCGCGCGCGCGCGCACACACACACACACACACACACACACACACACACACA